Acaulospora colombiana is the source of this 1364-nucleotide messenger RNA. The record is from the annotation of a GenBank genome assembly. Lineage: Eukaryota; Fungi; Glomeromycota; Glomeromycetes; Diversisporales; Acaulosporaceae.
GCUCCGAGUUGAUACCCGCAGGUGUGAAUAACUGCAACAUCUCAUUUCCGGAGUUCACAUCUUCAACCCUGUUAAUAAUUCUCGAAUAUUUAUACAUGGGAACCAUCACGCAAGAAACAUUAUCGCUCAAUAAUGUUGUAGAGGCGUACUUAUGCUCCGAAUAUUUCAUGAUCCCGCAACUCGAGGAAAUUAUAAUCACAUUCUUGGACAAUGCGCUUAGAUGCAGUGCUGACAAUAAUCUGUCAGCGAGGCUGCUAACGCAAGCAGCCGAGCUCAUGCUACCAUCAGCAGGCGACGCAUUUUUUCGAACUUUAUAUAGUUGCUUGGCAAUAACGUCACUGGAAACCAUAGAUUACGAAAAUUUGAGCGAAGCCGCAUUAAGAUUCCUACUAUCGUCGAUUAACGAGGAUGACACCGAUGAAGAAUUUGUCACCCCAGAGUAUAGCGUAUUCCGAUAUAUAGUAUUAUGGUCGGCACACAAGGUUUCCUCCAGUUUAAUGACACACUUUGAACUUUUAUUACCGUCGGUCGACUUGGCAGAACGCCUUGACGCACAACAGUUGAAUCAACUACGUAACUUGCAGGAGAGGCGUAAUAGAAAAUCCAAAAACUCCGAAAUAAAAAAAUCAAUUGAACCAAUAUUAUCUCCGCUAUUGAGUUGUGUGAAUUUCAACCUGAUCCAUCCUUCGAUCCUAGCAAAUAUCGUGGAACCAUUGGGAAUCAUUCCUCCCGAAAUACUUGAGAAAGCGUUCCAAUGGCAAGCUCAAUUGCCACCUGGCAGUGGGCCCAAAAGGAAUAGGGGGUUAAUUGCAGCGAAACCCGAUAAUUUGAAAUUGCACUGGGAUCAGAAAGCUCACGGUAAGAAGAUGGUGUUGCUGGAGCAUGGGACGGUUAUUAAAAGUCAGUUGAGAAAAUUUGGAUUUGCAAGAACUUCCUUACCAAUUCGGGGAUAUGAGAUUUACGAAUGGGACUUCAUAAUCGAAGAAGCAUGUAAGCACAUGUGGAUUGGGGUGUGUAGUAUAAAAAAUAGCAAAGUGAAUUAUUCAGUGUGGCUGGGGGGAACGAGUUAUGGAUGGGUUUUGGGAUCGAAUGGAUAUCUGGCUCAUAAUAAAGGAGGCAUAGUUAGCGAAAAUUCGAAGAGAAAUUUGAUAAAUUACGGUGUCAAGUUUACAAAAGGAACGAGAAUCACCGUACACCUGAAUAUGGGGAAUAGGACAUUGUCGUAUUCCGUUAACGGAAUAAAUUUUGGCGAGGCGUUCAGAGAUUUGCCAAAUGAAGUUUACCCGGCGGUUUCUAUAAAACGUCCUGGUAAGAUUAGAAUCCAACCUCACAAGGAUAGGUCCUCGAUGAGUUCGUUGGGAUAA